UCCAAAAUGCGAUUCAGUUAUAAAAAUACCUCUGUUCGUUAAGCGUGUAUGCAGAUAAUAUUUAUCGAGAGUGUAUCGUAAUCUCACAUGGGUCUUAUCAACCGCAGAUGUUCGUGUGACAUCCGCGGGGCACUCUUUACUCAUUGUCAGCAAAAAACACAAAGAGUUUGUCCCUCCCGAGGACAUUUGCGGAGAAAAGAAUUAAUCGAAAUUGUUGUGGAGAGUUGAGUGCUGAAGCUGUCGUCACGAGUUAUCCAUGUUAUCCAUAUUUCACAUCUGCUGUAUUUUGCGAUCGAGAGUUUUUUUACGACGCGGUAUUGGUGAAAAAAAUCCUAUGCGUUUAAAUAUUAGGAACGUGAAUUGAAUUUGUGCGAUGCCAAGUGACAGCGAUAGUGAUUCGGAUUGGAACGAGGAGCUCAUAAAUGCCGUUAAACAAAAACAGGGGAAAUCAAAGACGAUCACAGAGGAUGAAAGGAUCGAAAGAGUUCAGGAAUGUCUUACGGAAGGAGCGGAAAUUGACAGCGUUGACAAGGAUAAGAACACAGCGCUUCAUAUCGCCGUGAAAAAGGGGUACAAAAAACUCGUUCAAUUUCUCAUUGAACAAAAGGCAAGAACGGAUAUCACCAAUAAAAAUGAUCACACCGCCUUCGAACUCGCGGAAGGGUCCGGAAAGGAAGAUAUUUUGGCCAUUUUUAGAGCCUCAGUUGUUCAAUCAACCGAUCAACAACCGAAUGAUCCUCUGACUCAAUUAUUUUCGUCUUGCGGACUGACAGCUCCUCAUUUAUUUGCAACGAAAAAUUUGAAGAGAACCGCGUCUGACGCUGUUGCGGAUAAUGAGACGCAGAAAAAAUUACGAAUCGGUAAUAAUGACGAGCUUGACGAAAAUCGUGACGAGGAUAUGGAGAGUUUGGAGGAGAUUACAUGGUCGGAUGAAGAUGAAAAUCGAGACGAUGAAAUGGUCGGUAAAAAAUCCCCGUCCUUUUUUCAUGGUGAUAAUAAAUACGCUGCAUCUGGUCUCAAGCAAACUUUACACGGGAAUAUUUAUCAACUAAAACUGUUGAUGUUGUUUUUACAACGCGGGCUUAAGAAAGGUUACCAUUUUCGAUUGGCGACCGAAAUGGAUUUGGCGGAAAAAUUUGAUGACCUUGUUUUUCAGUAUUACGAUAACUUCGCACUAGGAAAUUCCAAGAGCGCUGCAGGACCAUCGUUCAGAUUUCUUCAGGCCAAGCACAAGCAGGAUGAAUCCAAACUUAUUAGUGCUCGUGAUCUUCUUACGGAAAAAGACGACGAAUUCAGCUUGCAAAAAUAUUUUAUUUCGUAUCGAAGAAUAAAAAAAAAAAUGGAAUUCGACCGAGGAACUUUGAAGGAUUUUAUCAUAUGCACCAACAUCGGUUUCGAUGUUGAAGGAUUAAAGUCUAAAAUGAUUGUUCUCAAAAAAGUUGAAGGCGAUGACCCUCUUCUCGAAAUUAAAAGCUCGGCAAAACAACCGUCCAGAUAUAAACUGCUGGUCGAUGAAAAAUCCGAACUUUUCACAAUUCUUAAAAGAACGGCCGAAGUAUUUACCGUUAUGAAAAUUCUGACCGAGUAUAUCUACGAUUUGAAAGAUAAAACGCCGAUGACCAAUUCAGUUUUCAAAACAUAUCGAAGCGCGUUAGCGGAAGAAGUUUUCAACGUAGAAAAAAAAGAAUUCUUCGGCAAUUUUGUAACCGGAGUUAAUUUGUCGGACAGAGCCAAGAAUUUUCGGCAAAUUUUUUACGACGAAUGUUUGAGCAUAGGUUCGAGGCAGAAAAGAUUAUCGGCGCAAAACGUGAACGAGAGUGAUGUCUGGAAGGAGAUUCAAAAAAAUUCGGCCAAGUUAUCGAAUCUGUUCAGUCAACAUUUUAAGUUGAUUUCGGACCCGAAACUUACCGAACUGGUGAAGUUUUCCGAAGAGUUCGUAAAAUUGAUAAACAACGCGGGUAAUAAUAAUAAUAUCGUCAAGAUCGACAGAAGAAUCUACAAGUCAAAAGCUAGAGAGGGAUCGAACGAGAAAAUCGUUGCUGAUAACCUGGACAAGCUUGCUGGACAUGUUCUAGUUAAAGGCAAUGAAAAUAUAAAAUUCUCCACACAGUUUCUUAAUGAUAAUCUUGUACCCGUCGGGGACAUUAAAGACUUCAGGGAUCUUCUCAAGGCACGACUUGGACCGAGUUACAACAAUCUCGAUAAGUAUCGGUUCAAGAUAAAUGAUUAUCAAACUUGCGACGAAGAAUACUUACAUUCCAAACCGCAACUACCAAUCGAUGACGUAUCGGAUGGGGAAAUUGAAGAGUUUUUUGAUAAGUUAAUAUUUGCGGUUAAUCAACCGAACGAAGUUGAGCUGAGUGAAAUAAUAACGAGGGAAAUUGCUGAGGGUAGUAAAGUUAAUCUACUGAACGCGGAUCUCGUCGGUGAUUCGUUUCAAAGGGAAAUGUUGGAUUGGUUCAAGGAGAAGGGAACGGAGAAGGGAAAGGAGGGAAGAUUUUUCUCGACCGUUGACGGAAUGAAAUUCUUCGAUUCAACGGAAGAGAAAAUUAACACCUUGAUCUCUUCAGGACUCAGUUUGUCUUAUCCGGAAGAGCUGAGGAAAUACGGUGUAGAUUUUAAGGACGAAAACCAGCACCUCAAAGAUUUCCUCACACCCGGCUCACCCAACUACAAUGAAAAUCGAGUUUUAAAUUUAAUCACCACUGGAGAUACACUGCCCACUGCAAUCAGGGUCUAUCAGUCUGUUCAACGAAGUAGAAGGUACGCUGAAAAUGAUAGUGUAAUUUUCAUGCGUUUGCGGACGUUUAUACCGUCAAAAAUAAAGAGCAGGGUAAUCUCGGCAUUCGGAUCGACAAAAAGUCACCAUUUGUUGAUCAUGGAUUGCGGUGCCGCAAAAAACAGAGAUUUGCAUAAAUUGAAGGAGCUUUUGUCCAAACCGAUCGGCGAAAAUGGUACGAAAAAAGCGAUUCUCAUAUCCCAGGAUAAAAAUCAGCCGACUACGAAAUCGAAGUAUUGUUGCGAUGCUCACGAUGACGUUUCUUUCCGAGACUUGACGGUAGAAGCUCAAAAAAAAUUACUCGGUAAAUUUAUCAUAAAUUUUCAAGGGUCAAAGAGAAAGACGAGUUUGCAAAAUUUAUUGGGCCUCGUUGGAAAUGAAGAACUAGAGAGACUUGAAAGCGUCAUAGACUCCGGUACUCUGAUUAAAAUGAUUGUUGGGGAGGAGAUAAAGAUCGGAAGUCAAAUGAACGCGACAAAUGACGACGAUUACAUAAAACGUGAUUUCAAAAGGUGUGUAUUCCUCAAGUACGAUAUUGUUGAACGUCAAUUAGGGCAGAACGAAUAUGAUAUUCUCGCUUUUAGUGGCGACAUACAAGGGUCGUUUCUAGAAUCCAAGUUAGCGGAGAAGAUAGAAGCACAAAACAAAUUUUCCAAUUCAAACAUCCCUACCGGAACUCGAAGACAAAAUGAAUUCGUAAUACUCGAUAAAGGACGAGAAGAAGAGCAUUUCAAAGAACUCUGCCAGGCUAAUUUGAACACAAAUGUCCACUGGAUACAAUGUUACUGCUCAAAGUUAAACUGGUACAAAUCUCGAGGGGAUAUUCAUAAUCUGGCGAGCAAUAGAUACGAUUCUCCUUUUGCUGAUGAUCCUCCUCGGCCUGAUACGGUAACAGUAGCUAAAGAAACAAUAACGGAAGAAGGGCUAGCUCGUGUCGAUGACGAUGACCGGAAGGUUGCGAUAAUUUCGGAUACCGCAGGGAUGGGGAAAAGCAUGGUGUUGAGAAAUUUGGAGAGAAUAAUGAAAAAGAGGAAUCCGGAACUCUGGGUGAUUCGAGUUGACCUGAAUAAUUUCACCAGAGUCCUUCGGGAUGUAUCCAAGAGUAGAACCAUUGAGAAUGGCUCGGACGAAGAAUCGAUUGAAUUUUUUAUUGAAAAACUUGCAAACCUCACGAGUUCUUUGGAGAAGGAAGUCUUGAGACACGCACUGAAAAAUAAUCAAGGGGCAGCAUUGCUUCUGGAUGGAUUCGACGAAAUCAGUCCCGAUUAUAAGUUCACGGUGGAAAAAUUACUACAAGCGUUGAAAAAACAAAACCUCAAGAAAUUGGUUGUCACUACUAGACCGCAUUUGGGAACAGAGCUGGAGCAAACAUUGAGAACAUUCUUUUAUACGAUGGAACCGUUCUCAGAAUCUACUCAGCUUGAAUUUUUGAUAAAGUACUGGAAAAAGGGACUAGCCCUUCAUGACGCUGGGGAACGGAUUCAACAACGAUUGAAAAUUUACGCUGGAACCUUGUUGAGAAACAUUGGUGCGAUGAUCACACAUGCGGCGGAAAAGUUCGCCGGUGUCCCCCUUCAGACGAAAUUGAUAGCCGAAGUUUUUCAAGAUAAUCGGCUUGAGGAUGGUCGAGUAUUGAUGGCGGGUGUAGAAGCCUGCAAAGAUUUCUUGUAUUCUGAUCAUGAGGAGCCAGUGUUGCCGAAUAAUAUCAACAUUCCCGAUCUAUAUUCAUACUUUGUCGAGAGAAAGUACUUCCUCUAUCGUGUAGAAAAGAAGAAAGAAGAUCCGACAAACUUAGCAUCAGAUGAAGAUAGCGAGGAUCUACGUGGGGUAUUUUUGAAACGACACGAGAAACUGGCUUUGCGUUCAUUGUACGAUACCGAAGAACUUACAACGCUGCUGCCUCACCCUCAGGAAAUGGAAACGAUAAAUAUUUUCAUAAAAAAAAUAAUAGCUGGACAAGAAAGAACGGGCAUUGUCACACAAGUUAUAAACGGUGUACCGCAGUUUGUUCACAGAACUUUUGCGGAACAUUUUGCAGCGAUAUAUUUCAUGAACGUAAUGAGAUACGGCGACCACAAUCCAGAUGUCCUAACGUUCAUUGUGCAACAUAUUCUCGUUAGGACUAAGGACCCAAGUCUCAACCACUUCUUGAGAAACCUUUUACUACAAAAGGCACCCGACGAGUGUCACUUCGAGGGACGCCUCAUGAUGAUCGCUCGUUGGCGGCAUAUCGCCCACCGACAUUGUCAUCCCCAUGAAAAAGUACAUUUAUUGAACCAAGACGAUACCAUAGUUAAUUUCAUCCUCAAUCAAUUAGCAAAGAGUCGUAAGAGUGAGGAGUAUCCGAUCUAUGGUAACAAGGCAAUCAAACAAUGGGAAGGACACACUACAAUUUUCGACUGGUAUGUAACGGAAAAUAAUCCACCUGAUCGCGAAACAGUUCUGGCGAAGUGGCUCCUCUUCGAUCAACAGAAGGUCGCAUGAGAAUAAUGCUGUUAUUCUCAUUUCACUUACAGCCUUAUUUUUCACUUUUUGUACCUAAGAUAAGAUAACAAGGGAAUAUAAUCCACGAAUAUUUUAAAUCAGACAAACACUGCUUCUGAUUCUAGUUGCUAGAUGUGAAGUCCUUUCAAGCAGUAUUUGCAGAUCGAAUUUCAUAAAAUUACAAGGCAACGACACAAAAAAAAAUCAUCAUGCCACACGACCGGCAAUAUACAGGCUUUAUAUCUAAUUGUAAGGAACAACACUCGGGUUUGGUGUACGAUUUAUGAUGGAAAUCGACACGAUCUUUCUCGUCCAUUGAUUCGGCCUAAGAUAUCUUGUUUCAUGCGUGAAAAUCUUCAAAAGACUCUUGAACAGCCUUCAAAAUUGUAGGAGGUGGGAUUAUCCUGGGUGAAGAUAACGUCAGAGUUCACGCAUAAAUUAUAAAACAAAACAGGUUUAAGCGAGAGACGCAUACAACGAAAUAUCAUCGAAAACUAAUUCAGUUCGAUAAGUAUACUCCAGCGAAUAAAGAACAUGAACGCGCGCACUCGAAGGCUUGUCGUUUUGACAAUAGUUCUGACUAUUUUGUGCGUAUGCAUCGAUGAUUGCAACUGCGCUAAACGACGUCGUCCAUUGAAGAUCGGACUGCAGACAAACCUCGCUGCUUUCGCCUUAUCACCGAAAAGAUCAGGGAUCAGGGCAUGUCCAAGAGGACAGACGACUGCCAGAGAUGGAAGUUGCAGAAGAUCCGUCGGAUGAAAUAUCGAACACUGCGAUAUACUCACCGCCGUAAUCCAUUAUGUGAAACUGUCAUUAAAAGUUCAGAUAUUCCGUUAAACGAUAAUCAUACUCAUAUUCCAGGAGAGCUGUGAGUAGCGAUCCAGUUAGAAUUCACGAAACCCCUGCAGGCGAAGGAUAAAAUAGAGCAAUUUAAAUUUGUUAAUUAUAUAUUUAAUCCGCGUCGAAUGAUGUACGACGUCCAUCUUGUUCACAAAAUGGACUUUCGAGGAAGCCAUGGCCGAAAGAAACCAGUCAUCGUCACUGUUCUGUAGGUAAUUGUUGUUAGGCGAUAAAACUUGCGUAUUGGGAAACUCAACUGAAAAUACAUAAUUCAUUUUGGCUCUCUAAAAUGAUCUCCUUCCUUUGAAAAUCUUCUUACGAAUUUUCUUUUCAAUGUCUUCACAAAAAAAUCAUUAUAGCGUUAUGAACGUCUCUUUUUGAACUGUAUCACUGGCUUGAAUUUUUUUUCUCAAUCAGACUGUAACUUAUGAAUAUUGUUUCCUCAACUAUCAAAUCUCCCAAAUUGAGUAACAUAUUGCAAUGUUUACGAAAAACUAAACAACGAAAAAAUAACGCGCAUCUUCAAGCCCCAACUAUAAUAAAAGAUAGAUAUUCAGGCUUCUUUGUGCAUAUUUUGUGCUUUGACAAACAUGAAAUAUUAUUUUAUUUCAAAAUCGUAACAUUACAAACUAUACUGAAAUCAUUUUCAACCUUCAUCGUUUAUAAGAAUGAAUUUGAAGAUUGAAUCUACAGAUCGUUCGUGCGGUGGGCUGAUAAUUUUUUGAAUAUCGUUGAAGGAUCUGUUUUACCAUAACCGAACCGAGCAGAGUUCUGCAAGAUAGAUGGCGCUCGCAUUCCGGACUUACUACCCUUAGAUUCUGACAUCUCGCAGCUCGUCGAUCCAGAUCAAUAUACAGGGUGUCAAAUAAGUCCCGGGACGGCUGAAUAUCUCCUCAAGUAUGAUAUUUUUGAAAAAGUUGAUGGUCAUUUCUUCAGUUAUUUUCAACGAGGAAUUCAAUGGUAGCCUUCAAUUUGACCUCGAACUCGACCUUCAACGUUAUUUCAAGGUCAACUUGUUUCAUCUACUUUUUGCGUUACCCGGGACGGGGAUGUAGUAAAUUUUGUUCUUUUUGGGGUGUUUGAUUAGCGUGAGUCCUCUUGUCUCUCACGUGUAUCCAUAAAGAUAUGUUGACGUUUAAAUAUUAUGCGCGAAUCCCCAUUAUGUGACGGAUCAUAUAAAUUCGUAACGAGCUACCUGGAUUACUUUUAUGCUAGAUUAUAAGUGCUAAAGAGAAGGGAGAUGCGUGUAGUAUUGUCUUACAAUCAGACUAGAAACCGUGACCGCGAGUGGGGACAUUGUGGGGGGAGCGAAUCCUUUCCACAAAUCAUCCAACUUGCGAAUCCAGACUUGACGCUUACAUUCAACCAUGCGCGGUCAAGGAGUGUUUAUCUUGUUUGCACUGUUUGUGCUUGCAAUCUGUGUUGAAACCAUAGAUGCGUGUAACAGUGCCGGGGACGGCGGACACGCUGCUGGCAGUAAAGCAUGCAAUGGCACAAAUGACCGAAGAUGUAUCGACGGGAAGGAUGCUAGCGGUUCUGGUGUAAACUUAAUUGGUACAGUGGCGUUGAUUUUCGCGAGUGUCGCACUUGCUCGGAUAUCAGCGUUGUGGUCGACAUAAGUAAGGCCUCAACUCGAUGAAAUCCAACAACUUACCCUGCAUCAAAAAAAGGGAUUUCGAGUACCGAUUUGGAUUGUGACACGCAGCAUAAAUUUAAGUCAUUAUUUGACACAGCUUCAGAGGAUGUACAAAAAAUGUCUGAAUAUAUUGUAGCUUCAUAAGCAGUGUAAAGUACGUUUAUUUUCAUUUCAAAAUUAUCAUGAAUAUUUUCACAUCGGAAGAUGAGCUGGUAGGUGAAAAAUAAAAACCAAUUGAAAUUUUGUCAAUUGUAGUAAUUAUCAAAUGUGAAUUAAAUCAACCUUGAUCUUUA
This is a messenger RNA of Athalia rosae (coleseed sawfly), 8032 nucleotides long. RefSeq lists its product as uncharacterized. The record is from RefSeq and is a predicted model, not a curated record. The transcript has 4 exons. Bases 374 to 5263 code for a protein of 1629 amino acids. Lineage: Eukaryota; Metazoa; Arthropoda; Insecta; Hymenoptera; Athaliidae. Gene Ontology annotation, molecular function: protein binding.